AUGAAGAGGGUGGAGGAGGAGAUGAAAAUGGAGGAGAGGAAGAGGGAGAAGGAGAGGGUAGAAGAGGAGAGGAAGAAGAAAGAGGAGAUGAAAAUGGAGGAGGAGAGGAAGAGGGAGAAGAAGAGGGUGGAAGAGAAGAAGGUAGAAGAGGAGAUGAAGAGGAUGAAGAGGGUGGAGGAGGAGAUUAAAACGGAGGAGAGGAAGAAGAAAGAGGAGAAGGAGGAGAAGAAGAGGGAGGAGGAGAGGAAAAAAGAAGAGAGGAAGAGGAUGGAGGAGGAAUUGAAGAGGGACCAGGAGAGGAAGAUGGAGAUGAAGAGGGAGGAGGAGAGGAAGAUGGAGGUGAAGAGAGUCCCACCUGCGCCCCUGGCCAGAGAGGAGCCUCGGGGCGACGAGGAGGAGGAGAGAGAGGAGGAUGAGGAGGGAACCGGUAAGGGUGCAGAGGGGUCACCAGCUAUCACCGAGGGUCGGCUAGGAGCCAUCCCCGAAGAAGUGGAGCCUGUGGAGGGCAACGAGGUGUCAGGAGGAAUCCUGUCACCGGCUAAAGAAGGGAUGAUGCCACACCGAGGAAGAGUUGAGGUCGUGGAGGAGGAGGAUGAGGAGAUGAGUCCUGAUGAGGGUUCGCCUGUUGAAGAGGAGGUGUCACGCGCUCUGGGCAGCCGAGAGACGACGAGCAGCUCCGACGAGGAGGAGCUCGUGACCACGCGCGUCAUCAGGCGGCGUGUCAUCAUCAAGGGCGAGGACGUUACAGACAUGCCCACGGACUCGGUGACGGAGGAACAAUUCACAGACGAGUUCGGCAACAUUGUGACAAGGAAGGUUACAAGGAAAAUAAUUCGAAGGAUCCUGAGUCCCGACACAGGCCCCACAACCGGAGGCCUCUUGGACCCUAGCUGCCACGCCCAGCCAGGGACAGUGGCCGCGUCGCUCACCGUGGGCUCCUCACCCACCGUGGGCUCGCCCGGCACCCAGAGGGGAGCAGCGGAGGUGAGCGACUCGGGGGGAGACGCAGCCCCAACCACCGCCGACGCGGGGGGACGGGAAAGACGCGUGGAGGGAGGAGACGACAUCGGGGAACGCCGCUCUCACGUCUACAAGAGAACCGUGGUUCACGCCGAUGAGCGACACAGCGGGGUGCUCCUCACGGAGUGUAGCGGUGGUGAGGCGGUGAUGACGAGGGCGGUGAGCGACUCUGUGGUGACGGGCUCUCACGCCGAGCGUCGCCAUGGAGACCCCGCGCUCACCAUGGACCUGAGCGGCGCUCACCUGGACUUCCAGCAGGCUCUGCUGUAUGCGGGGGCCCCCCCCCAUGUGGGGGAUGUCGACCUCCUGGAGUCGACUGAGACGGUGAACCCCGACGGGUCAACCACCACACGGACGCGCAUGAGGAAGUCCACCUCCCGGGAGCACUCGCGCACGCGCGCACCCAAGGCGAGCGUGCUGGAGCGGCCGGGAGAGGACAGCAGCGGAUAGUGAACGGCUCGUGUGUCAACGGUCUCUGUCCCAUUGCCUCCCAUCACACCGCCCCCCACCCCACCCCCCCACACCGUCUCCCACCAUCUCACAUCGCCUCCCACUAUCACCCACCGUCUCCCGGUCACACAAAUCCUAAAGCCCCGAUGGACACGUCCAAAAACCUGUCCGUGUCUCCGCGUGUCCGCCCCACGUGUGUGUCUCCACCUCCCCGACCCGGCGUGUCGCACCGUCUCCAUGUCGAGUUCACGACGGGGGGGGGGGGGGGGGGGGGGGUCGCCACAAUGACAAAAGCAAAACCAAUUAAAUGAAGUGCAACAAAGAAAAGCAAAGAGCCAUUUGCACAGGAAAAAACUACCGUCUUCACUCGCGGGAGAAAAGUUGAAUAUCGCACCGACACAAAUGCGUGUCGAGCAAUGGAUUCCCUGUAGCCUCGAGUGCGCCCGUUGAUGUCGAGACCGAUCUCAGCACAGCCACGAAGCAGCGGACUCCAAGCAACGUUCACCAGGGCACAGGGGGUGGGGCGGACGGGGCCCACUGUUGCACCGAUGUGUCGACAGACGAGGACGCGAUCACUGCAGGCGCGAGUGACGUCAACAAGAUUCCACAGCUCCAUCUCUUGCACCCGUGUCUACUCCACCUCCCCCCCCCUCCGCGUCUCCCCGUGCAUGCAUGACCAAAGCAAGAGACCCCCCUCGCACCGAUCUCCAUGAAAAGCGGCAGAGGGGGGGGGGGGGGCGGCCCCGGUCCCCGCAUUGCUUUUCUCUGCCCUACCCCCACCCAUACCUUUCCGAGCAUGUUUGCUAUAGCAUGGGGGGGGGGGGGGCGGCAUGGGGGGGGCGGCACGGGGGGGGGCCCACAGGGAAACUGGAGGGUGCACAGCACCCCCGCCUCCCUUAUGUUCUGCCGAGGUCUCUCCUGCUGAGUAUUGAGCAUGCGUGCUUGCGAUGGAGCUCACCUCGACUCAACUCAGCCGGUUCCACUACCAAUACUGACCCCCCCCCCCCUCCACACCCCCCCCCCCCGCUUGGACUCUGCGCUAGCCAGGGCCGUGUGGAUCGAAACUAGCAUGGGCAGUGGGGAAAGCAUUUGAGAGAGCCUAGCAGGUCAAUCACCACCACAACCACCACUACUACCACAGCCAUUAACACCGGCAAGCGUGGUGCAGGUGGCGCGCAAGGUGAGAGUGGAGCAGGUGAGGAGUGGCCCAAUUGGCAGAUGAGGCAGGCUGGCUCGGCGAGUGGGUAGGAUGUGCCCUCUGCCAUGGGAAGGGCGAGUGAGGGGGUGAGUGCAGGCCAGGGGGUCGGUCCUCCCUCCAAGGAUUGAGUUUACUCCGGCUUUUGUCGUUAAAAACCUUUUAUUACUUACGCAAAUAUAUUUAAGCCAACUCCAGCUGUAAUGACUAAUCGUGCUGGCGAUGAUGAAGCUAUACCCUGUAAGUACAAUGACGAGGAUGGAUCGCUGUGGUUGCCUUCACGUAACGAUGUGGCGCCCCGUGCCCAGAUGCAUGAGCAGCCAAUUAAACUUAGCGAGCUGCA
Petromyzon marinus (sea lamprey) is the source of this 3008-nucleotide messenger RNA. NCBI's taxonomy places the organism in Eukaryota, Metazoa, Chordata, Hyperoartia, Petromyzontiformes, Petromyzontidae. The record is from RefSeq and is a predicted model, not a curated record.